AUAGCAACGACGGGCAUAAAAGCGCGCUAAAACUUGGCACGGCGGUAGUUGCUUGGAAAACACGAUACAAUGGAAACUCGAAAAAUGGAUUCUAGUAGCGAGCAUAGUGAACAAGAAGACGCUUUGAAAAGAUGUCGAUGGUUAAGAAUAAACUGGAAUUGGUUCAAAGUGGGAAGCUCGAAAUUUGGGAUCCAAAUUCGCUUAAAUCCAGUCGUGACUCUGCUCUCGGCGUUGGUUAUCUGGGGUUUUGUCGUCUUCUGUGUUUUGCUGCCAGAAUUCGCGAAUAAGCAGAUGGCCGAGUGGAAAUCAUGGAUCACUCAGACCUUCACAUGGAUGUACAUUGGUACCCAAGAUGCCUGGGCUGUUUUUAUCAUCGCCCUGUACUUUUCCAAAUACGGCACGAUGAAACUGGGAAAACCGGAUGAAAAACCUGAAUUCAAAGACGCGACAUACUUCACCAUGCUGUUUGCCGCUGGCAUAGGAAUCGGCCUAUUCUACUUUGGAGUUGGUAAGUUGAUCACCUUUGCGUGAAUUUCGAUUGCUUUUCGUCUUUUAGGAAACAAAGUCGCGCUCAGCCACGGAUAAACCAUUCACCUGAAGUGUGUGUAAGCUUAUAAUGAUAUGCAGUUCUACCAUUUUCGUGCGUGUUACAUGGGUAAAGAUUUCUUGAGUUUAAGUAAAUAAAGAAUGAACAAAUUCCAAAGUUAGGGAAUUUUAACUCUGUAGAUUAAAUCCCGGCGCUUUUUAAAGCAUUUCUAACAUAAAAUUACGAUUUUUUCGGUAACCACAUGUUCAGUAAAAUCACUAGCAAGUAAAAGUACUUUCCCGCUGAUAGAGUAAAAUUACGGAGACGCGUCACGCAUGGGUACACCCGCCCAUCAAUCAAACGUCAUACCGCCUUUGAUUUUUCCGCGAUUUACCCGCAUGAAUGAAAAACGCGCGCUUUUUAUGCAAAUUUCUUUCAGUGAUUUUACGAGCGGACACGUGGAAAUAUAUUAUUUAUAUUUCGUUUUCGCAGCGAAUAGUAUAACGAGAAAUGAAAGCUGUAAAAAGUAGAGGUGUUAGAUUGCCGUUAGUUAAAAAGGUUUCAAACAGGUCCUUCUUAAUUUUUGCUCAAGACGCGUCUGACUAAAAUAAGACAAUUUUUCAAUGUUUACAUCCUUUUGAAUGAAUUCGAUUUCUUAUUCGGUGGCGUUUAGGUACAAAACCUUUAAAGAAAAUAUUAUUUAUUCUCUGCUAACUUACUUAGCGCCUUUCGCAUUCAUACAAAAAUACCUGCUUGAUAUAAAAAUAUGUGCUUGUCACUCUUCAGUUUCUUGUUUCAGAGCAACAUUUUUUCAGUGUUCCACGUGCAUUUCGGUUUCUGAGAACUGAAUGAUAAUCACGUCCGCGCCCAAACGCAUAAUAUACCGCAUUUCUUCUGGGGAAAAGCAUUCAAGGCAUUUCCUUGAGGAAAUGAUCACCACUUUAAAUAAAAUAGCAUAUUAGUCCUAAGAAAAUAGCGUGCAUGUCAUGGAUCACGAAUUUUUUUCAUUUUAUUUAAUUAAAGUCCGUCAUAAAAUUAAACGUUGACCGUUUUUGUUAUUUUUUGUCGCCGCCUUUGCUUUCGUUUUUCUACACCGCUUUUAAAAGGUUUUAACAACCACAACCAUUUUUAACUUGCGGACAAAAAUUUUCGUGGUAUUCAGGAGUUCCAUUGUGUAUGUCUGCAUUAUUUGCAUAAGAUAUUUGCACAAGCUGCUGUCAAAUUAUCGACUGCAACUUGAGGUAACUACAAAUUAGGCCUCAGCAGCAGUUUCCUGCAGUCCUAAACUUGGUAUAAUAGAAUAAUCAGUUCCCAUGAAAUUUCUGUUUUAAAAAAAUGAUUGACAAACUUGAUACAAUAUUGUGUUACAGACAUGCUGAGAGGGUUCAUCAUAUUGCAUAUUUCCUUGCUUACCUUUUUUAACUACAAUAGGUUUAUAGUUCAUGUAUGCUGGAGCCUAACUACAUCAGAAAUGCUGUUUUUUCUGCUUGUCCAAAAAUUUGAAAAAGAAGUCGUAGUCUAAACCACAGUGGUUAAGCUAAGUUUAAAAAACUGAAACCUUUUUGUCAGUCAAAUAUUCUUUGAUACUGGUCAAAUUCAUCUUAUUGAUUUGAAAUAUCAUUGGAUGAUUCAAUGGUUUUUUUUUGGCUGGGAACAUCUACAAUAGUUGUCAUAAUUCCACCUGACCAUGAUAUUAUUUGUUAUAAAUAUAGAACCUGUAUGUCCUAUUCUUGUGACAUACAUGUAUUUGUGUCAGUUUUAGCAUUUUUUGAUCAGAAUUAAAAUUCAAAGCAAUACCAGUUCUACUUAUGUAUAUUAUUAAGGAAAUAUUUGUAUAAUAAUUUCACUACUGAGAGUACAAGGUACAAAUCUUUGAUGUCGUGUGAAGUCAUGUGAGUAAAAAAUCCAGCUAAUGAUUAACUCUGUAAUUCCUUGCAGCUGAACCUGUGUGGCAUUAUGCUCCUGGUCACUAUGGAAACCGAUUUUUUGACAGGUACGUGAUGAUAACGCCCAGCUCAAUUAAACUUGAUACUUUAAAGUCCCCAAGCUUUUCUUCAGAUUUUAAGAAAGGGACAAAGGUGUGCAUCUUCUUCAAUUCACAUCUUCAUGUGUUAUGUUUAGUGUUAAAUAUUCUCAUUAUAUAAUGUAUCGUGCUUGUCCAACUUUAUCAGGUGCACCAGACGACCAAAGUUAUGAUUUCAAAUAUGUCAAAGUGUUUCAAAUGCUUUUCUCUGCUAUUUAGAGUGCUGUUUUCUUAAUAUUUGGUGCUGCCCUUGAACCUAAAUUAUCUGUUUGGUAUCUUAAGGGUAACUGAUGGGUCCUAUCAAAAGUUUGAGGAGAUGGGUCGCUGUACUUUUAUAAGAAAAUUCUACACAGUAAUAAAAGCUAUGGCCGGGGCACCCAACAACUUUUUUCCUUAAAACAACUGUUUGAAGGAACAAGUACCCCGGCGGGUUACUUCCAUGUAAAAGUGACGGGGGUGCUCAUCGGAAAAAAGGUAAAAGGUACCAGAAUUUUGUUAUAUGAGCAUGUCCCAAAUUCAUUUCCACCUCUAAGAGGUACCAAUUCAACAACAACAAAUUAUAUAACUGGCACUGCAAAUUUUAAUAGUAACAAGAAUCACUUCGUAAAUUUUACCGGGGCCACUUUUGUCUUGGCAACCCACGUGGAAGGGUCUUUUUCAUCAACAAGUUUGUCGGGCGACAUGAAAAUCUUUUUUCUUGCAAAUAUUCUUUAGAGAUGAAAACAAGGUGUGAUGAAUAAUGUGAAAAGAGAAAAUGUUAGGGAAUCCCCCAUUUUGAACAGUUGAGAGUUUUCCCAUGUCGCUAACGUAAAUAUUGCAUGACAAAGGUUAUGUGAAACAGUCUUUUUUUUGGUUUUUCAUUAGUUAAAGCAGUGAUAGACUUUCUUGUAAUGAGUCUUAAUUAUUUGUCGGCCAAUAUUUGACGAAGUUUCCUGUAGCGAGUGCGAAUUGUAAGGUAUUGAAACGCACAAACAAAGUUUCGCGCAAGCAAGUUUAAUAAGUUAAGAUUUUUGUUUUGUCGUGUGUAAGCUUUGUCAUUGUUGGGAUGAAUACUGUAACAAUAUUUUUCAAUACACAGGGAUCUCAUUUAUUGAUAAGUAGCAAAAAUAGUCGCAUUAAUCAUUCCGUUCCAAGACUAAUCGAAUUUAUAUUCGGCCCUAAGCCUAUUUAAUGAAUAACUAAUUAUCUCUGAAUUAUUUCAAUAUACUUCUAAAUCACAAAGGUAAACAAUUAUGUCCAGUCAACUCCCAAUCCUAGGCUGUCAAGUUACGCAGUUUUUCUCACGUGUUCAGAUCGAUUACAUAAUAAUAAGAUAUUUCUUAGCAACAAGAAUCCAGAGUAGCUAAGAAUACCAAGGAGAAAAACAUAAAAAUUCUACAUCAACGUGUAAUGAAUAAUGUGAAAAGACAAAAUGUUAGGGAAUCCCGCAUUUUGAACAGUUGAGAAUUUGCGCAUCUCGCCAACGUAAAUAUUGCGUGACAAGGGUUAUUUGAAAAUAUUUUGUUUUGUUGCUUCAUAAGUCAAAGUAGUGAUAGACUUCCUCCUAAUGAGUUUAAAUUGUUUGUCGGAAAAUAUUUGACGAAGUUUCCUGUUGGGAGUGCGAAUUGUAAGGUAUUCAAACGCAUAAACAAAGCUUGGUGCAUGCAAGUUUAAUAAGUUAAGAUUUUUGCUUUAUCGUAGUGUACACAGUUCUACGUCGACCAAGCUUUGUCAUUGCAAGGAUGAAUACUGUAACAAUAUUUUGCAAUAGACAGGGAUCUCAUUUAUUGAUAAGUGGUAAAUAUAGUCGCAUUAAACCAUUCCGUGUGCAAACUAAUCGAAUUAAUAUUUACAUGGUUACAGUUGUUGCUCGUUACUUCAAAUUUCUGAACCAGCGAUAUAUCUCAGCGAACACUCCCAAAAGUAACGAGCCAGCGAUAUAUCUCAGUCAGCGAUAUAUCCCUAACAAUGUAACUUUGAAAACACAGAAACGCGUUGCAUUUUAUGACCGGUGCCAGCCUUCGGCUAGGCCCCGGUAAUAAAGAUAACUUUUGAGCACUUGCUUCUCAAGGACUUUUUGAAAGGAUUGUCAUGAAUCUUUAUCCUAAUAAAGCAUUUCAGCAGUCAUUUUAGUUUAGCACCCUAAUUACAAGCGGUACCGAUUCACAAAUUUAAACCCCUAAAAGGUAUGACGAGCACCCCCGUCACUUUUAUAGAGGAGUACCCCCCCUUAGACAUUAGUCUUAAGUUCAGAUGAUAAAUUUGAGUCGUUACUGAGGGAGUAAAAGAAAGCUAUGAAAGAGUAGCGCUAUAUAAAUUAUUACUAUUUGUUAAAAACAACUCAAAGUAAUUGUCUGAAAUUCAGGCUGCAAAUACACAUAUUUCCUAGAAAUUUUUAAAGCUCAAGAAAAGCUAAAAAUUCCUGGACAACCAUGAAAUUCCAUUUGAAUUGUCUAAGAUAUUCAGAGUUUUUCUACUAGCUUACCUAUGAUUUUCUGGGGUUGUGGUCUUCAAAUUCUUAGGCUACACUAUAAACAGUGGUACUGGCUUGUUAUAUUUCUUAUUUGUCCCAUUUACACCAUGCAAAACUGUUUUAAAUCUGUUUAGGUAAACACAGUUUGAAGUUGUGCACAGAUAGAGCCAAACUUCAAGUUAUGAGGACAAAACCUUAACAUAGAAGUCCCUGUCUAUAAAAUACAAGCAAUCAGUUUUUCUUUUUAUCAAACUUGGUUUUGCUACACCUGUUUUAUUCUACAACUUUAAGUGAGAAGGGGCUGCAGAGACCAAAUAAAUAAAAUUAGUUUUCUCAUUGGUCAUGCUCCAAUACUGAAAAAAGUAAUUUUGAACAUGCCACAUAGUUCUAUGAACUUCUGAUAGCUUAUGUACUCACAUCUCUCUUUCUUUAUAUAGGUAUACCGAUAACCAACGCGCCCAAGACUCUAUCAACCUGACCUUGUUUCACUGGGGUAUCCACGGAUGGAUUGUAUACGUUGUGGUUGGUCUUCUCCUGGCCUUUGUUGGUUACAGACAGGGACUUCCCAUGACCAUGAGAUCCUGCUUGUACCCUUUGAUUGGCGAUAAGAUUUACGGAUGGAUGGGUGAUAUGACCGACACUGUAUCGGUAGUCUGCACCAUGUUUGGCGUUUGUACCAGCCUGGGUAUCGGAGUCAUGCAACUGAACGCUGGCGUUCAUCGCUUAAAUGACAGCUUUGAGAUCAGCACCACCAACCAGAUUAUCAUCAUCUGGUGUGUAACAGCCUGCGCAACUGUUUCUGUAGUGAGCGGCUUGAAGGUUGGGAUCCGACGUUUAAGUGAGAUCUGUUUCACCCUGGGUCUCUUUAUCAUGUUGAUGGUGUUUUUCCUGGAUGAUCCCUGGCACUCCCUGAAUGUGCUUGUUCAGAGCACUGGCUAUUACUUGCAGACGGUCAUACAACUUGGUUUCCACACUGAUGCUUUUGCGCAAUUGGGAAAUGCUCCAGAUGGUAAGGAAGCACCUAACUGGAUGGACGACUGGACCAUUUUUUACUGGGGCUGGUGGAUCGCCUGGUCUCCGUUCGUUGGCAUGUUCAUUGCAAAGAUCUCAAGAGGAAGAACCAUCAGACAGUUUAUCAACGCCACCUUGACAGCACCAGUGGGAUUUUCAAUCCUGUGGUUCAGCAUUUUUGGAGGAGUGGGCCUGAGAAUGGAACGAAAUGCAGAGCUUGCUAACAUAACUUGCUCUUCAGUGUUAGGUGGAGGUGAAGCAAAAGAGUCUUUCGAAGGUUUGUACCGACUGUCCUGUCGUGGCAAGACAGACAUGUGGUUUGACGUGAUGGAGUCAUACGUAGGCCUAGGCACUGUCCUUUCCGUUCUCUCCCUGGUAAGCAUAGUCCUUUAUUUCGUCACCAGCUCUGACAGUGGGUCCCUUGUGAUAGACUGCCUCUCUGCCAAUGGUGAUCCCGAGCCGCCCGUCCUACAACGCAUUUUCUGGGCACUCACAGAAGGUGCGACAGCUACCGCUCUCCUGUACGCUGGAGGCAAAGACGCACUGAUAGCCCUGCAGACAGUCUCAAUAGCAUCUGGCGUUCCCUACACGAUCAUAUUGUGUUUUAUGUGUGUAGCGCUGUGGAGAGCUGUCAAGAUCGAAGCCGGAGACCUUGACAUACGCGGCCCACAGUUCACCACUGGCCUCCUUGAUGUGCUAAGCACACCAACAAUAGAGAGUGUUUCGAAAGUUUCCCUGAGUGUUGUGGCUCCAUGGUACUUUAUGGGCGUAGCGGCUGGAGAGGUGGACAAAGGAAACAGACGGACAUGGAUCCAUAUGCUGAUUCUCGCAGUACCUUUUUAUGGGGCGAAGGCUCUGUUUGCCAUGGGAUUUUUUCAGCCUAAUUUGAAAUACGUUGGACUGUCCGUCCUGUUUGGUUUCUUUGCCUAUGCCACAAGUGUACGUAACUCCAUCCGCGAGAAACACGGCAUCAAUGGAAACAUGGUGGAGGAUUUCUUUGCUGUGUCUUGCCUAUAUCCAUUUGCUGCCUACCAAAUGGAAACCCACAUGCGAAACUACGAACCGAGGAACGCUGCAGUUGAAGAACUUCAAGUUGAGAGCGGAAAAGCGGCGUCUGAGUGCUCUUCACAUAGUAGCUCUGAGUGCUGUUGUAUCCCGUUAGGAGAGAUGGACAAAUUACUUUAUGAUCCAGACGCGAAAAAUACAAACGUUUGAUUCAUCAUAUCAAAUAGAAAAAUGAACGUUAUUUAAAGGACGUUAGUGUUAAUUUAAUUAGAAGUUUGAUAUUUUAUUAUGGACGUUAAGUUUCUAAAUUAAAGUAAGAUGUUUAGGUAUUAAGACAUUUGUAAUUUAAUAAAUAAGAACAUUGUUAUGUUUUGAGACGGAAUGUUAGUCUAGUGGAGUGGCACACUAGACUUUUAACUCCCCUGUUGUUUUUUCGAGCGCUGACCCGGUUUCCUAAAGCAACGAUCAGGUGCCAAGUUUUCUACAUUUACACCUGUAUCCAAAACUUGCAAAAUCCUAAACAGGACAGCAAAUCUGAAACUGUAAGAUAAGUGGUUUCUUGUCCCUUUCUGGAUCAUACUUCUCAUAAGGGUUUGAUCUGUACUCUCGUUAAUCCGCCGUCGGCCUAGUUAUCCGUAUUACUGUGCAAGGAAAUCCUGGAAAACAAAGAGAGUUGUCACAGAAAAUCGCACUUCACUGCUUUAUGCAACCGGAACUGGGCCUGUUUCAAGGAACUUCUCAACACGCUUAUCAAUUCACGCAUGUGUAAAUAGUACCAGCAGUCAUCGAUAAUCCGAGGGGGGAAUUUGUGAUCGAGCUAUCUAAUUCACUAGUAAUGGCCUAUGCAUGCUACAGUAAGAUUUACCAAUCAGAGGGUAACCCUAGAUAUGGCUUCUAGAGAGUUGCGCAACCCGCAAAGGUUUGGUUUUCAGCCUGUACUUAAUAUCAACCAUAGCUUGGGCCGGGAAUACCGUUGUCGUCGAUUUAAGUCGCUGACCAUUUACUGACUAUACCCUUCUAACCAAACUUAAAUUGACUACCUCUCGCCUAGGUACGAAAAACAGAUUCAAGUCUGGCACUUGUGGUUUGCUAGGCUUGUCGAUAAUAGUUAUUACUCCUAUGCGCAGCACCAGG
Messenger RNA from Porites lobata, 8151 nucleotides. Lineage: Eukaryota; Metazoa; Cnidaria; Anthozoa; Scleractinia; Poritidae. The record is from the annotation of a GenBank genome assembly.